This is a messenger RNA of Hippocampus zosterae (dwarf seahorse), 3433 nucleotides long. It is a transcript of the gene hsd17b3, whose product is annotated as hydroxysteroid (17-beta) dehydrogenase 3. The transcript is spliced from 12 exons. Gene Ontology annotation, cellular component: endoplasmic reticulum. The record is from RefSeq and is a predicted model, not a curated record. Bases 269 to 1246 code for a protein of 325 amino acids. Gene Ontology annotation, molecular function: testosterone dehydrogenase (NADP+) activity. Lineage: Eukaryota; Metazoa; Chordata; Actinopteri; Syngnathiformes; Syngnathidae.
AAAAGUCUUGUUCCAACGGUAGUCACAUGCCUCAAAGUCAUAAUGGCUGACACCGACAAACACGAUACGUUCUGUAGUUGUUGGACAGAGGGGGGCAGAGAGAGUGUGUGUUGUUCCUUAGAAGGGAGUGUCCUCUCUGGCAAAGAUCACUAUUUUCGGUGUAAAUUUAUUUUGCUUGGAUCACUCAUUGACAUCCUGACUGGAGCAUAAAGACAGCUGAAGCAGCAGUGGUGGGAACAGCAGAGUGUGUCUCAGGUGUCGGAAAAGCAUGAAGAGCUUCACGGAAUGGUUUUUCACUACUCUUGGCGCUGCAGUUGUCAUCUACUAUGGAGCCAAGCUGCUCCUUUUUACAAGGAUGCUUUAUCCCAAAAGGUGGUUUCCACUGACAAAGUCAUUCUUUUCGUCCAUGGGAGAGUGGGCAGUGGUCACCGGUGCUUCAGAGGGCAUAGGAAGACAAUACGCCUUUGCGCUGGCUGAACAAGGAAUGAACGUAGUUAUCAUGAGCAGGACCAAAAUGACUUUGGACAAGGUGGCCAAGGAAAUAAGCGAAACGACACGUCGGCUAGUUAAAGUGAUCGUGGUAGACUUCACCAAGGACGACGUCUUCGCUGAUAUUGAGGAGCAGCUUAAGUACUUGGACAUUGGUGUAUUAGUGAACAAUGUAGGCAUGAUGCCCAGUGUGGUGCCUCGCCGGUUCCUUGAAGAUGAAGAUCUGGACCAGACAAUCAAGAGGGUGAUAAAUUGUAAUGUGAAAACCAUGGUGAAGAUGUGCAAAAUAAUCCUUCCAGGCAUGGAAAACAGGAGAAAAGGGGUGAUCGUAAACAUUGCAUCCGGAAUUGCCUCCAUUCCCUUUCCUAUGUAUUCGCUGUACGCUGCAUCUAAACUUUGUGUCUCACUCUUGCAGAUAUUUGUGGAGAGAUUUUCUCAAGGUCUUUACGCAGAAUACAAAGACAAAGGCAUUAUUAUACAGGCAGUCACACCCUUCGGCGUCUCCACUCGCAUGGUGGGCUACCAGCAAACGAACGCGACCAUGUUGGCCCCACAAGAUUUUGUGACGAGUUCGCUGCAAUAUAUCAGAGCUGGGGACAAAACGUACGGCAGCCUCUGUCACAUGUUCCUGGGUUGGUUACUGCACACCAUCCCACUCAAGAUUCUCCACACAGAGUUUAUGCUACAAGGUCUAAAGGAGUACGUGGAGAGAAAACAAGCAGAAAAGAGUUCCAGCCCUGUUGUAAAGGAAGCUUGAAGGAGAUGGAGUGCAAUAACCAUGCCAAGUUAUUGCAACUUCCGGAAGAUUGAGCGCGGGCUGCCAAAUUGGUUUUGACGCAAACUCUCUGCACUUCGUCCAGGUCCGUAAGCCUAUUGAUGCUCUCUUCGUUGCCUUCGUUCAGAAUGUCCCAGAAGUCUUUGCAGCCUCCUCUUAUAGUUUUCGGCUGUGUCGUCGGAGAGUCACGCGCACCAGAGUUGAAGGUCCUUCUGGAUGAAGGGGGAGAAGCCAAGACUGAAGUGGAUGUUUUAUGGGGGGAGACCUUGCAUUUGGGUUUGAGCAAGUCGUCCAGGAUGGAGGUAUCGCCCAAGAGCUCUGUGAGAAUGCAGGCUCUUUCUUGAGCGGGCGCCUCCUGGGAUUGUUCUUGUACAUUUGACUUUUGCUCCACGUUGAGGGGAAUAUCCGCCACCUCUCGAGCGUCUAGACAACUACUGCUGCUGCUGGCCUGACACACACCAAGACCACCAACAGGUCUGGACACACUAGCCUUCCUUGUCCUGCGUCGACCUCUCGCACAGCUGACCGCCUCCUUCUGCUCUUCAGGAUCCACAUUUGGGGACUCCCGUGAAUUUUUCUGUAACUUCUCUUUCUUCUUCUCAGGUUCAGGACACUUCUGGUUGGAUUUACGCCUUCUGCUCUCCAAGUUUUUGGGAGGUGGCAUCUGGGCUUCGUCAGAUGGCGCGAAGUUGCUGGCAACGAAGCUGGCGAGUUCUGGGUGGCCGAGAGUGACGUAAUAGCGUCUCAGCCACUCUAGCCUCUGAGUCGAGUCGCUUCUCAGAACGUCAGCGGCGAACUGUUGAGCCGAGGGGAAAUUCAACUUGGACGCCAUCUCCUGCAGCUGCUCCCUUUUCACCAACACACACACACACACUUGACAUAGUGAGGUUUUGAACACCAGCAGCUCUAAUUUGGCAAAUGAGUCAACAGUACAGUGGAUUUCCCCAUCUUUAAGUUUGCACAAUUUGGUAUUCCAGGAAAUUUUUGGGGGAAAUGUGCCAUGAUAUGUGAUGUCAGCAUUUCUGGUGAGCCCAGUGUGCACUUCAUUACAAAUAUUUUAGAUUUUUAGAAGUAAAAAUAACCAAGUGAGAAAUUAUGGUCAAACAAACCUGUACACACUCUUGGAACAGGAUGUGGGUAAGUUCAGAAUAAAUGUAUCACAUUUAAACUCAUGUUAAAUGCGAUCAGCACACAGUGGCUAUUUUGAGUACCUCUGAUUUACCCCAAAUAAACUUUGGAUGUUUUAGUAGGCUUUUCCUGACAUUUUUGUAGUUAUACCUCAGAGCACAAACCGUGGCCUGAAGACGGCUUCCACGUGUGCGUAUUCAGAACCCAAACAAGAGCAAUCUGUACUAAGCUAACCUAAACAUGUGGUAGAAAAUGGAUAAAGAUCAGACUUCUGUUUUACUGAAUGAUUGAAAGCAAGGAAGUGAGAGGCGAGAAUGAAUGUCCUCUUCCUCCUUCGACACAGGCACUGUCAAUUAUUCAUUUUAGAAUCUGCCGUGGGCUGCUAAAAUGGGACUGCAGAGUACAAAUGCCUCCUGGGCCAUAGUUUGGAUACCACCCCGUUGUAAUUUGUCCAUUGGUGUGCAUGGUAGUGUGAUUGGUUGUUUUUCUAGCAUAUAUGUGCCCUGUUUGACUGACAACCUGUCCAUUGUGUACCCCUCCUCUCGCCUAAAAAUCCGCGGAGCAAAGUCCCAGCUCCACCGCAACCCUAAAUGAGGACAAGCACUAUACAGAAAAUGGAUGGACCUACAGGAAACAUUGCCAGUGUUGUGAAUAUAGAUUUUCUUUAAGUGACCACUGGGCUCUGGAAUGAAUUAUUCCAGAUAUAAUGACUGCCGAUGGGAAAUUUUGUUUUUCGGUCAGCCAGCGUCACAUAGUACAUUGUCUUCAACUUUGGCACUUACACUGCAUUUGGAACUCACCAUCUGCUACUUAUUGUGUCUUUUUUUUAAGCCACAAGCCCAACGCUAUUAAUCAGAUAUUCUGGUGGCACAUCAUGCACGACACAAGAUGAAUACUUCUCCACAUAGUCAGGCGUUUUCGCUUUGUUUUCCUCUGCCGCCCCAAGGCCCUUGUUAUUAAAAGUGUGGUUUAUCCGGACUCAAGAUCAGAAACACUUCAAAGUGUGGCAGUAACAAGUGGUGUUCGUUAAUAGAACUUGUG